Molecule: messenger RNA, 4646 nt
Organism: Anopheles stephensi (Asian malaria mosquito)
Lineage: Eukaryota; Metazoa; Arthropoda; Insecta; Diptera; Culicidae
Gene: Nep4
Product: neprilysin-4
Exons: 1
Coding region: 936-3902 (988 amino acids)
Biological process (GO): protein processing
Cellular component (GO): plasma membrane
Molecular function (GO): metalloendopeptidase activity
Source: RefSeq, a predicted model, not a curated record
GCUGGUGUUAGUGCUGAAAAAACGACAGAGGAUUUCGAAUCAAGAACAGAACGUUCUCAGAGCGGCGACAGUGACUCUGUGCUUUUAAUGGUUGCCACGGCUCGCGAAAAGGCGGACUCGCGUUACAACAUACUGCUCCUAAACAGUCACCUAAACAGAAACAAAUACGUCGCCGUUACGCAUCGAUCGCUGCAAUCCUAAAAGUGUAUAGGAGAAAAUGUAUGGUUUUGACGUGAUUCAAACUGAUCAUUAAAAUCGUAUCAUCACACAUCCCCCCUGUGUGUCAUGUCCCGCAGCAUCACUUUCCCUUCCCUAGCGACGGUCGGAUGGGCGAAGUGUGUUUGUUAUUGUUGAAUUGUUGAUAUUAUUUCUCCCAUCGCUGGCGGAUCGCCCUCAGCUGUGGUCCUAUCCCGGACCACACCAACACAAACCACAGCAUCUCCAAGCCAGCAUCUCUCCAGCGAAACCGGCUGCAGUGCCAGCAACAAAACAGUCAUCUCCCUGUCAGAGAGGAUCACGAGCACUCACAAUUAUUCCGGAGCGUAUUAUGAUUCUGGAGAACCACUAUCACAUGUGUGACCGUAUCGCACAGGCAAAACAGGUGCCCGUGGCCGUUAAUCGGCGUCAAUUGCAACGCGAUAGCGAGUGAGUGCUGACACAUUCGUUUUUCACGCUUGCCAGAAGUUCCCCGCAUGUGUUCGGAUGCUGGAGAUAUUAUACUACCAGCUGAGUAGUGUAGCAGUACCAUCAAAUAGUCAGUAAAACUCACUUCGCGGAAUACGUGGUGGUGCGUGUUUUCGAUCUGUGCAAGGAGAAUUAGCUAACGGAAGCAACGCGGAGGGAGGAAGACCGUGUGCCGUGGCCACAUCGGACUCGUGUGUUCCAGUGGAGCAUUUCACUGUCCAGACUUCAAAUGUGCAAAUGAGCAGUGUGCGAUGAGGUGUCACGCUAGCAGCGGCAUCAAAAGUGCAACGGAAGUAGGGCCCGAUACAUCACCGCUAGCCAAGCACGAUAAGGGACUGUUGUCGUCGAUGAGGUCGUGCAUGCCGGACAGCAGUGAGGACAGCGGUGGCUGUACACUUGGCAUCGACCAGCGCACGGGCCGCCUGCACUGGUGCCCAGGGUACAGGUUCGUGAAGAUCCUGUUCGUAAUACCGGCAGCGAUGCUUCCGAUCGGUUUGCUGUUUCUGCUGUUAUCUCGGUUUCAGGUGGUUGGAUCGGUUAGACUCAGCAGCCAGCUGGCUGACCCGAUGAGCAUUCUCGGUGGAAGCGGCGAGAUUGGCUACUUUACCGAGGAGCAGCUGGCGGCCAACCACCUACCGGAGGAGAUCGACUGGGCGGAGGAGCAGUCCGGUGACGUUGAGCGUCGCUGUCAACCCAUACCCGAAAAGGGACCCGGUGAAAGCAUCGAUACGGAGGAUCGGGGACUGUUGCGGGGUAUCGUGAGGACUUCCUUCAUUCCUUCCGAGCGACGUAUCCUGCCCGCUGAUUGCUUGGGCGAGCCGCCUUUAAAUCUUAACCAACGGCAGUCCCCACCUGCCACUGGUGCCGAGCCCGAGCGACGACGCGUCCGAAAGUCUUUGGCUUGGAUCAACGAUGAUCGAAGCAGUCCGGCGAGUGUUCGGGCCGCCCAGGUGCAGAUCAUGAAGCAGUACAUGGAUCCGCACGCUGAUCCGUGUGAUGAUUUCUACCAGUACGCGUGCGGUAACUGGGAUCGAGUGAAUCCGAUACCCAAAGACAAAGCCGCCCUAGACACAUUCGAGCUGUUGCGCGAGAGUCUCGAUUUGGUGCUGAAAAACCUGCUGCUCGAGGGUGAACCGGCGGGGCUGCACGAUGUGGAAAAUGCGCUGUCGACCGUACGAUCGCCACAGCUUGGCAAAAGGGCUACAACCACAACAGCCUCGGUUACGGUGGCUGGAACGACCGAUCUGUUGCAAGACACGAUCACAGCCGCAGAAAAACUGCAUCGCGUACGAAAGCGUGGCCGCGCCGAUCAGAACCGUUCCCGGCGUGCUGUGCAAAAUAAGCUUAUCAUACGCUCAGCGCAAGUAAAGCGCGUCCGCAAGCGUGAGCUACUUAUCAACGAUGAUGCCGAAAUGAAGGCGCGUCAUCUGUUCGUGUCGUGUAUGAACUACGCUCUAAUUGAGCAACGCGGAUUGGAACCGUUGCGCACACUGCUGCACAGUCUCGGUGGCUGGCCCGUGCUCGAACCGGACACCUGGGACGAGGCGAACUUCGAUUGGCUCAAUCUUACGGCAGCGCUGCGGCGCUACAACAAUGACGUGCUGAUCGUCGAAUGGGUUGGCCCGGAUAUUAAGAACUCGGACGAGAACAUCGUGCAGUUCGAUCAAACUUCGCUGGGCCUGCCGACGCGUGACUACUACCUGCAGCCAGGCAAUCGGAAAUAUCUGGAAGCGUACCGCCAGUUUAUGGUGGAGGUGAUCGGAUUGCUCGGUGUGCCGGCCGACACAGCGCGGGCGGCAACGGAUGAGAUGAUCGACUUUGAAACGCAGCUGGCCAACAUCACCAGUACGCCGGAGGAGCGUAACAACGUGUCCACGCUGUACCGCAAGCUGAUCCUGGAACAGCUGCACGAAGAGGUGCCUGAAAUAGACUGGACGCGCUACCUGACGAUCGUAACGGAGCGGCCAGUCAAUGGGUCGGCCUUUGUCGUGAUGUUUGCGAUGGGCUACAUGCGCGAGCUGGUGGAGCUGCUCAACCAGACGGAGCCACGCAUCGUGGCCAACUAUCUGCUGUGGCGCUUUGUGCGGCACCGUAUCAACAAUCUGGACGAUCGCUUUCUCGGCGCAAAGCAGCGCUUCUCGAACGCACUGUUCGGGCGUGAACGGAACCCGCCCCGCUGGAAGAACUGUGUUACGCAGGUGAACGCCAACAUGGGCAUGGCGGUGGGCGCUAUGUUCGUGCGGCGCUACUUUGACGAGAACAGCAAGCGAGACACGCUCACGAUGACGCAUGAGCUGCAGGACGCGUUCCGCGAAAUUCUCGACCGCACUAGCUGGAUUGAUGCGCCAACACGGCGGCUAGCCGAGCAGAAGGUGAACGCCAUGUCCUUACGCAUCGGCUAUCCGGACUUUAUUCUCGAUACGAGCCAGCUCAAUGCGCGCUACGCCACGCUCCAGAUCCACCCGGACCGAUACUUCGAGAACACGCUGAACGUGCUCAGCCACAUACGGCGCACCGAUCAGGAGAAGCUCGGCCAGCCGGUGAAUAAGACGGCCUGGCAUACGGCACCGGCGGUGGUCAAUGCGUACUACAGCAGAAACAAGAACCAGAUCAUGUUCCCGGCCGGCAUUUUGCAGCCACCGUUCUACCACCGCCAUCUACCGAAGGCCAUCAACUACGGUGGCAUAGGGGUCGUGAUUGGGCACGAGCUGACGCACGGGUUCGACGACAAGGGGCGACUGUUCGAUCGCGACGGCAAUCUGUACCGCUGGUGGAGCGAUCAGGCGAUCGAGGCGUUCCACGAGCGGGCUGCCUGUCUGGUGCAGCAGUACAGUCGGUACACGAUCGACGAGGUCGGUGUGCAGCUGGACGGGGAAAAUACGCAGGGCGAAAACAUUGCCGACAACGGCGGUAUCAAGCAAGCCUUCCUUGCCUACAACAAAUGGCUCGCGGCCCAAACGGACCGCCGUGUGCUGGAGGCGGAAACACUGCCCGGGCUGAACGUCACCCGGACGCAACUAUUUUUUCUUAAUUUCGCCCAAAUUUGGUGCGGUGCGAUGCGCCCGGAAGCGACCCGGAACAAGCUCAAAACAGCGGUCCACAGCCCGGGAAGGUUCCGGGUCAUAGGGACACUGUCCAAUUCGGAGGACUUUGCGCGCGAAUAUAACUGCCCGGUGGGAAGCUUCAUGAAUCCGGCCGACAAGUGUAGCGUUUGGUAGCGACCGGGUGGGUCACGGGUGAAUGAAUGCGCGCUGUAAAUAAGCCCUAUUUAAGAGGUGGCAAUUCGAGUGAGGUUCAUCAACAGUCAGGCGAGUAGCGUGCGGACGGGGUCCAACAUCACUGAAAUGCGAGCGCGAUCCGUUUACAAUAUUGCGUGAUUCGUUACGAUCGAACGAUCGAACGCGCACCGAACGCACUUGCACGUGAAGACUUGCCGCCGUGUGGAAUAAAGCCUCGCGAAGCUACGCUCACUGCUUGCCAUCGUCACCAUAAGUCACUAUUUAAUUGAAAUCAAUUCCAAACCCGCCGGAGGAUCCACUCGAACGAUUGCCCGGGCGACAUCUUGCUCCCCUGCUAGCCGCGACUGUUAUCCAAUUUAUCUGCCGUAGAUCAAUUUCGCCCAGGGUCGAAUCGUUUCGUUCCGACAGUGGUACACACGAUCCGCACUUCAGAGGAAGAAUGGUUCAGCAAGAUCAGCGAGGUAGUUAAACGAUUAGAUUAAGCACACCUUACCGACCGACGCGGGGACAGAGGGUGUGAAGGGAUUCGUUCAUGCUAUCAUCAUUCAUCGGGUCCACAUGCUCAACGGCGAUCCCUUAAAGCAUUUCUUCCACUCCCGAAACUAAACUGUGCAUUCUAAUAUUUACAGUUCGUCUUAAGUACCUGAACCCCGCUAGAACCACCAGAAGAAGUGCUUUCCACAUCUCAAUGCAUGCAAUAAAACAAAUGUUAAACGGACACAA